GCGGGGGCUCUGGCGGCGAAGAAUAUCGGAGGUGGGGUGAAUUAUGUCGCCGUGUGCGCCGCCCUGAGCGUCGGCGCGGGCGAUUUCACCGCGGGCAUCGCCGUGGAUAACGUCGCCGCUUUGAUUUUUUUUCCACUCUUAGCGGCGUGGGCGCGACGCGUGAACGCCGACGGCGAUGGCGGCGACGGUGGUGAGGAUUUGAUUGAUACACACAGUAUUCUGGGCGUCGAGAUCGCACGUAAAGAUGACGCCGACGCGUCUUCGGCGGACGCGCUCACGACGGCGUUUGUCACGGUCGGAGCGCUCGCCUGCGGAAACGUCCUCGCGAACGUCGCCGGAUUCCCAACCGCGACGCUUCCGUGCACGACCGCCUUGGCCGUUAUAUUUGCCACCGCGGCUCCGACGCUGGCGCGUCCGAUCGCUGCGACGGCGGAACCGUUGGCCACUUCGCUGCUGUUUGUUUUCUUUGUCAUCGCCGGCGCGUCAUCCGGCGACCUCUCGCCCUCGACUUUGGCUCGCUAUGGCGACGUCUUCCGCUAUUGUGCGGUACUUUACGCAGUGCACGUCGCACUCGUGGCCGCGUGUGCCACGUUCAUCGACGGCGGUCGCCGGAAGCGCGAGUUCAUCCUCGCGAGCAACGCCGCGGUGGGCGGUCCCGCCACGGUCGCCGCGCUCGCGACCUCCGCCGGAUGGCGACGGCUCUCCGUUCCCGCCGUUCUCUGCGCCGUCGCCGGGAACGCAUUCGCCACGUUCAUCGGCAUCGCGUUAUCCUCGGCGUUCGGUCGUUUCGCGGGGUGA
Molecule: messenger RNA, 798 nt
Organism: Ostreococcus tauri
Lineage: Eukaryota; Viridiplantae; Chlorophyta; Mamiellophyceae; Mamiellales; Bathycoccaceae
Product: Protein of unknown function DUF819
Exons: 1
Source: RefSeq, a predicted model, not a curated record